AUGAGCUGUGGUGAUGACUUCAUUUUGGAUCCUUAAAAUGAUUAUUAAUUUUCAUUCGUUUAAGAAGAAUAGUUUCAGGAUGACAUAUUAGAAUAAAGCAAUUAAUAAUAGUUUGAAUGUGAUAUACUAGGAGAUAUAAAGUAAAAAUAGAGGAAAUAGUUUUUAGUUAUUAGGAAUAAAUAGAUUAAUUUUCUGAAAAUUUGGAAGGAAAUUAGAAAUAAUCUUCAACUCAUAAUUUUGUAAUAGAAAAUGAUUCACGUUUGAUAAACAAAAAUUAGUUUUUCAAUAAUUAAUAUAAAGUGGAUGAUUGUACAAUACAAUCAAGAAGUAGAAGUAGAGAUAUAGAGAAAAAUGUAAUAAAUUAGUUAGAAUAGAAUUUAGAAUGCAAAAAUGAAAAAAUGGACAUAAGAAGAGAAUGAUUUACUAGCAAAUUUGUAUUAUUAAUUUAAUGGAGAUUGGAACAGAAUAGUUGAAAAAAUGUAAGGAAGAACUUUAGCAUAAUGCAAAUAGUAUUGGUAAAGAAAACAUAAACCUGAAUAACCAUAAAAAAGUAAAUGGACUCCUGAAGAAGAUUAAAUAAUAAUGAAUAAUAUUAAUUAGGAAGAAAAUAAUUGGGCAGUCAUAGCUACUAGUAUAUAAAAUAAUAUAUAUUGAAAGUCUUAAAAAAUAAAACUGGAAAACAAAUAAGGGAGAGAUAUAUAAACAAAUUAAGAUCAGAUAUUAUUGAUAUCAAAAAAUAACCAUGGUCUUAAUAGGAAGAUUAAAAAUUAUUGCACUUAUAUAAAUAGUUAGGAUCUAAAUGGUCUUAAAUAGCUAGAAAUUUUUAAGGGAGAUCGGUAUGUAUAUAAAAUAAGUCUAGGAUUUGUAGAUCAAAAAUAGAACUAAUAAAUUAUUAAAAAGUUAAAGUAGUACAUAAUCCUAAAAUGAAUAGCUUAAAUUACAAGUUGAUAAUUUAGAAGACUAUUUAGAAUUAGAUAAAACUUGUGAAAAAUCUCUAAAUAAACCUAAGUUUGAAUUUCCAUAAUAUAAUUCUUAUUCAGUUUCUUCUCAAUUCAUUCACUGA
This is a messenger RNA of Paramecium sonneborni, 1063 nucleotides long. NCBI's taxonomy places the organism in Eukaryota, Ciliophora, Oligohymenophorea, Peniculida, Parameciidae. The record is from the annotation of a GenBank genome assembly.